Messenger RNA from Ictidomys tridecemlineatus (thirteen-lined ground squirrel), 4522 nucleotides. NCBI's taxonomy places the organism in Eukaryota, Metazoa, Chordata, Mammalia, Rodentia, Sciuridae. The record is from RefSeq and is a predicted model, not a curated record.
AUGAAUUUACAGAAGGUAGUUUCCUGGUCGCAAUGUGGAGACUAUCUCAGUACUUUCUUUCCCCUCCACAUAUUCUCACAACUUGUUUGGGGACAAGUUGUGAAUUUUUAAGUUUCUGGUCUUGGGUAUUUUUACUGGUUUAUGACCUCCUCGGUUACUCUGAGCGUCUACAGCUGUCUGUACUCCCAGUAGGGCUUCUUAGGAAACGAGAAACUGAGGUCUGGCAGAAAGCAAGAAAAAACAACAAACAAACAAACAAAAACCCCAUAUAAAAUCGUAAGCCUUGCGCUGGCUUUGCUGCCUCAAAAGCCUGAGUCUGGGGGAAGUUUGAAGUGGAUACUGUUCCCCAAAGUGCCCUCCUGGUCGCCUACUUUGAACUCUGGGCGGCUCCGGAGUCUUAAGAGGGUGAGGGAGGGACUUCAACCCUCCGCGAGGAGCCUGGGAACAGCACCCAACGCAUCACAGCACUGGGUUCCCGGGUUCCUGUUUCCUUAAGCUUAAAAGGCGUGGUCGGUCACGUUCACGGUUCCGCCUCUCACCGCCUCCGCCCCGCGGUUCUGCGCGGAGUUCUGCACUUACAGCGGGCAAUACAGGGGGUCAGUGGGGCACAGGGACGGGGCUAGACGGUCGACUUGGCGUGGAGGAGUCCAACCGGGUUCAGUCCCACUUACCAGCUGUCUUCUGGAAGAGGUUAUGACUGGGGCAGUGUCAGGGCGUCGUCUUAGGAAACGCCCUUAAAGGUGAGACUAGUUUCUCGGAACGGAUUCCUCGUCCCACCGUGCGCCUGCAGCCAGAGCCAGGGGCGAGAUCCCACCCCGCCGAGACUGAAGACGGCUCCUCUCCGGCCCUGGCAAGUGUACUCGCCUCUGCUCCCCUAGGCGGCGCUGCGCUCCUCCGCACCCGGCCGGAUCCUCUUUCCCAGACGGCUGCAAAGCCUCCAGUUUAGCAAACAGAGCUCCCAGCCGGCCAGCGCCGGGUAAUUCCCGUAUUCCAGAGGCCGAACGUGGGCCGGCGGUCGCUGCACUUCUAGUUCGCGUCGGCCCACAGAACUUGCUCCUCACGGUGACUUAUGGUCUCCGGGAGUCCGGAGCAUGGUCCCAGGUCACCGCUGGUGGAGCGUGGACGCCAAAGGGGAGAAUGAUGGGUUGGAUGGUGGUGGUUCUAUGUUUGUGGGUCUCCUGCGGCGCUGCCGCCAAACAGUUGGAGUACUCGGUAUUGGAGGAGACCCAGCGGGGCGUGGCGAUAGGCAAUGUCGCUGCGGACUUGAAGCUGCCGGCGUCCGCUCUGUCCUUAAGGAACUUUCGCAUCCUCUCCCACCACCACGAGCCCUACUUUGGAGUGGACCUGGGCAGCGGUAACGUGGUGGUCCGAGAGCCGGCGGACCGCGAGCGGCUCUGCGGGACCAAAGCUUCCUGCGUCUUGACCUGUGAACUAAUGUUUGAGGACCCUCUGGAGCUGCACAAGAUGCGUGUUCACGUCCUGGAUACCAAUGACAACUCACCUCAUUUUCCUGCCGGCGAUGUGCAGUUGCACAUCCCGGAGUUCCUGACACCUGGAGCCCGCUUUACUCUCCCUAAUGCCCAAGAUGCCGAUGAGGGAAGCAACGGGAUGCUCAGUUACAGCCUAAGCCCCAAUCAGCACUUUCGCCUGGAAAUGGGGUCGCGAGUCGACGGCAGCGAAUACCCAGAGUUGGUGUUGGAGAAAGCUCUGGAUCGUGAGCAGCUUGCCACCCAUCUGCUGGUCCUCACAGCUCAGGAUGGUGGGUUACCUGUGCGCUCCGCAGACGCACAAGUCACCAUCAUCGUGGUGGACACUAACGACAACGCACCUGUAUUUGAACGCUCUGUAUACCGUACCAAGGUUCCAGAGACUGCACCAAAUGGGACGGUGUUGUUCCAAGUUCGGGCCUCGGAUCCAGAUGAAGGCUCUAAUGGUGAAGUCUGGUAUUCCUUAAGCAAUAGCACUCGAGCAGAGCUGCGACAUAUCUUUCACGUACAUCCUAAAAGUGGGGAGGUUCAGGUAGCUGCUUCACUAGGUGCACCAGAAACGCUGUUGGAGGCAUACAUUGAGGCAAGGGACGAAGGUGCCUUCGGUUUAGUGAGCACUGCCAAACUGCUGGUGGAGGUGACUGAUGUGAAUGAUCAUGUCCCGGAGGUGGACUUCAUGACUAUCUCCAAUUCAGUACCUGAGGAUGCUGCCCCUGGCACAGUGGUUGCUCUACUUAGUGUAAAGGACGAGGACCUUGGUCCCAAUGGUAGAGUCAUUUGUAGCAUGUCCAGCAGAGGCCCUUUUCAGCUGAAGGCUUCCUUUGACAAUUACUACAGCCUCCUGACUGAUGGGCCUCUCGACCACGAACAGAUAAGUGAAUACCAGGUCCUGAUCACUGCCUCAGAUGGUGGCUCACCCCCACUCAGCACCCAAAGGACCCUCACUGUGUCAAUUGCUGAUGUAAAUGACAAUACACCAAGAUUUCCUCAACCACAACAAGAAAUUUUUGUGGCUGAAAACAAUGGCCUUGGGGCCUCUUUAGGCCGUGUGUUUGCCCAGGACCCAGACCAGGGGAAGAAUGGCCUUGUCUUUUAUGAACUGUUGGAUACUCUUAAUUCUGAAGGGAUGCCAGCCUCUAGCUUGGUGGCAGUGGAACCAUCCAGUGGGGAUAUCACUGCCAAAACUUCCUUUGACUUUGAGAAACUCAGGGGAUUUCACUUCCAAGUGGAAGGCCGUGAUAGUGGCAUUCCACCCAGAAGUUCAACAGUGACCAUAAACUUGUUUGUGGUAGAUAGGAAUGAUAAUGCUCCAGUCAUCUUGUUUCCCUUGCCCAGAAAUGGCUCUAUCCCAGUGGAAGCUGUGCCCCGCUCUGCCAGAAUAGGACACUUGAUCACAAAAGUGGUAGCAGAGGAUGCAGACAGUGGUUCCAAUGCCUGGCUGUCCUACCAUAUCUCUCAGGCUUCUGACUCUAGCCUUUUCAGAAUUUCAGCCAAUAUGGGAGAGCUCCGAACUGCACGCUUAGUUCUUUCCACUGAUGCAGUUAAGCAGAGGGUGGUGGUAGUGGUUCAGGACCAUGGAGACCCCCCACUUUCCUCGUCUGUCAUUCUGGGUGUACUAUUGAGCAAUUCUGUGCCUCAAGUCCUUCCAGAAUUUGAAGAUGUCUGGGAACCAGGAGGGCAACUUUCUACCCGGAACUUGUACUUAGUAAUUGCCCUGGCCUGCGUUUCCUUUCUGUUUCUGGGGUGCUUACUUUUCUUCAUGUGUAUUAAGUUGAGCCAGAGCCCAGGUUAUUGCUCUCAGAGCUGCUGUCACUCUUCAGAGGAUCUGAGGUAUAGAAGGAAGAUGGCUUCUAAUCAUUAUAUGACAUCAGCCACAGUAGAUGUCACUACAGUAGAGAGACUAACUCAGACAUAUCUCUAUCGGGCCUCUCUGGGACUUGGUUCUAAUCAUAACAGUUUGCUGUUGCAUGGGGAACAUAAUGCUGCUGACCUGAGAAAUCUAGCCACUGGGGUAAGACUGAAUUUGCCAAUCUCCUGUAUUCAGAUUCGGAAUAGGAAAGGGGAUCAUACAAAUGUCAAUGUCAUGCCACGACAGCCCAAUCCUGACUGGCGUUACUCUGCCUCCCUGAGAGCAGGCAUGCACAGGUAUGUAUUUCCCUCCUUCCUUCACUCAGGAAUAUGUUAACUGGGUAUGAUUCAGAUAAACUGCAUAAGCCAGAAGCAACUGAAGAGACUGAGAAGCUCGGUGGGGGGUAUAGCUCAGUGGUAGAGCACUUGGCUAGUAUGAGUUCUGUCUGCAGCACUAUAAAAAUAAGACAAACAACAAUGACAACAAAAACUAUGAACCAUUAUAGAUGCUCUGUCAAGAAUGCAAUCAUUUUUUUAUCCUGGUCUAUUAGUUGAAACAUUGGAAGCAAUAGAUGUUAAAUGGUUCUCAAAUUCUGGGAAAUGAGAAUCUUCUAUAAAAUCACACAGACAGAUUUCUAUGUACUUUCACCAAAAUUUUCUACAAGGAUGUGUCAAUUAAAAUUUUUUAAAAUUUCUAUAAGGAAGUAAUUUUAACUUUCUUCAUCCCUCUUACACUUUCUGUUCCUCACUUUAAAAAAAUAGCUAAUAUUGAUGCUUUCAGACUUCAGUAUAUUAUGCAAGGUAUAUGCACAUCUAUCUUAUUUUUCUAUCUCACAUUGACUAUUAUAUCCUGUUAACCACAACAAUUAAUUGCUAGCUGGGUGUGGUGGUGCAUGUCUGGAAUCCCAAUGGCUCAGAAGCCUGAGGAUCAUGAGUUCAAAGCCGGACUCAGCAACUUAGUGAGACCCUAAGUAAUUUAGCAAGAAAAAUGGGCAGGGGAUGUGGCUCAGUGGUUAAGUGCCCCUGGGUUUAAUCCUCAAAACAAAACAAAACAAAUAAUUGCUAUUCUUGUUAAUGUUCACGUCUGUUAGUAUCUUCUCCAUCUUAUUGUCAUCAAUAGCAUAAACUUUUCAGAGGAUAAACCACGUGCAGGGCCUUUAUUGAAUAUCUGGAGACCAAAUCUAGCU